Molecule: messenger RNA, 3924 nt
Organism: Malassezia vespertilionis
Lineage: Eukaryota; Fungi; Basidiomycota; Malasseziomycetes; Malasseziales; Malasseziaceae
Gene: STH1
Product: RSC chromatin remodeling complex ATPase component
Exons: 2
Coding region: 1-3924 (1307 amino acids)
Biological process (GO): positive regulation of transcription by RNA polymerase II
Cellular component (GO): nucleus
Molecular function (GO): ATP-dependent chromatin remodeler activity; histone binding; ATP binding
Source: RefSeq, a predicted model, not a curated record
AUGCCUAUGGCCCAAACUGCCGAAAGCGUGCCGGCUGCGGGCAACUCGCUUACACCAGAACAAGUUAUCACGCUUCGGAAUCAAGUGUCUGCCUUUAAGCAGCUCUCCCGGAAUCAGCCCAUGACACAAGCGUCGCAGCAGAAAGCUGCUGAGGAAGACGCAAAACCCACACCGACUGCCUCGUCGUUGGCGACAAAAGUUGCCGAUGCAGCCGCCGAUUCGCAUGCCGCACUUUUGGCUGCCAAUGGCGCUGCUGUACCGAAUACCGCGACUCCCCCAGCAGACUCACAGCGCGCCGAGACGCCCAAGGACGAUCCCAAGAGCGGCAUCCAUCCAUACAAUGCGUUCCUGCAUCCUUUUACGCUCCUGGCCAAGCCAAGCACAAAAGGCGGCGACGAUCUGGCCGCUAUGCAGCAGCGUCUCUUGAUCCCCAGCCUGCUUCCUUCUGGCCUCAAUGCCCGCCUUUUGCUUGAGGAACGCGACCGCUUCAUCGAUGCACGCGUUCAGCAGCGCAUCCGCGAGCUGGAGUCUUUCCCAUCCACCAUGGCACAAGUGCCUACAAUGGAUGCUGCUGCAGAGUUGAGCAAAAAACCGCUUCAUGAUCAGUUCACCGGAAAUGCUGGCCAUGGCCGCAACAGCAAGGUGAAGGCGCUAAUUGAGUUGAAAUCACUUCACCUUUUGAAACGUCAAAAGCAGCUCCGCGAAAAGGUUGUCGCUAGUAUGCAACUGGCGACGACGCUUGGCCUUGAUCGCUCGGCUUUCCGUCGCGUGCGCAAGCAAGCACUUCGCGACGCGCGCGUCACCGAACAGCUCGAGCGAAAGCAACGAACGGAGCGUGAGCGCAAGGCCAAGCAGCGCCACACGGACUAUUUGUCCAUGAUUUGUGCGCACGGCAAGGACCUCGUCGCUGCGCACAACAAAUCGUCGGAGCAAGCCAAGAAGCUCGGCCGUCUUGUGCUCAAGUUCCAUUCGGAUUCGGAGCGCGAGGAGCAAAAGCGCAUCGAGCGCGUCGCCAAGGAUCGUCUCAAUGCGCUCAAGGCAGACGACGAAGAAGCGUACUUGAAGUUGAUUGACACGGCCAAAGACACGCGCAUUACCCACCUUCUGCAGCAGACGGAUGCAUACCUUGACACUCUUGCACAAGCUGUGCAAGCACAGCAGAACGAUGAUGUACAUAUGGACAUACCUGCGGUUGAAAAGUCGCGCCUCCUCUCGGAAGGAGGUGUCGACGAGACGACUUUUGGCGCGUCCAAACAGGACGAUGCCGAAGAUACCGGCCGUGUAGACUACUACUCUGUGGCGCAUCGCAUCUCAGAAAAGGUUGUGGAGCAGCCCUCAAUUCUUGUGGGCGGCAAGCUGAAGGAUUACCAGAUGAAGGGUUUGCAAUGGAUGGUGUCUUUGUACAAUAAUCGCUUGAACGGCAUCUUGGCCGACGAGAUGGGCCUUGGAAAAACUAUUCAGACCAUUUCGCUUAUUACCUUUUUGAUUGAGCACAAAAAACAGAAUGGGCCUUACCUUGUCAUUGUACCGCUUUCUACCCUUACCAACUGGGUUAACGAGUUCAACAAAUGGGCGCCUGCUGUUUCCACGCUUGUAUACAAAGGAACUCCCAGUAUGCGCAAACAGCUUGCCUCGCAGCUCAAGAUGGGCACGUUCCAAGUGCUGCUCACCACCUACGAGUACGUUAUCAAGGAAAAGAAUUUGCUCGGCAAAAUCAAGUGGACCCACAUGAUCAUUGAUGAAGGCCACCGCAUGAAAAACACACAGAGCAAACUCACGCAAACCCUCACGCAGUCCUACUCUAGCCGCUACCGACUUUUGCUGACGGGCACACCGCUGCAAAACAAUUUGCCCGAGCUAUGGGCGCUGCUCAACUUUGUGCUUCCCAAGAUCUUCAACUCGAUCAAGAGCUUUGACGAGUGGUUUAACACGCCUUUUGUCAACACAGGCACCACCGACUCGAGCAUGCAGUUGAGCGAAGAAGAGGCGCUGCUUGUCAUUAAGCGUCUCCACAAGGUUUUGCGUCCUUUCUUACUACGCCGUUUGAAGAAGGAUGUAGAGGGCGAGCUGCCAGACAAGGUCGAAAAAGUGGUCAAAUGCCGCAUGAGUGCCCUUCAAAUGAAGCUGUAUCAACAGAUGAAGAAGUACAAGGUUAUUCUCAGCGAUAUUGGCCAGCCAGGUUCCAAGGUGAAACCGCAAGGGAUUCGCGGUUUGCAAAACGCCAUCAUGCAGCUGCGCAAAAUUUGCAAUCACCCCUACGCUUUCGAACAGGUAGAGGCGAUUAUCAACCCCACCAAGGAAAACGGGCCAGACUUGUACCGCGUCGCGGGCAAAUUUGAACUACUCGACCGCAUCCUCCCGAAACUGUUUGCCACGGGCCACCGUGUCCUGAUCUUUUUCCAAAUGACUGCAAUUAUGGACAUUAUGGAAGACUUUAUGCGUUUCCGCGGCAUCAAAUACCUGCGCCUUGAUGGCUCCACCAAACCAGACGAUCGCUCCAUUUUGCUCAAGGAAUUCAACAAGCCAAAUUCGGAGUACGAUGUGUUUAUUCUGUCUACGCGUGCGGGUGGUUUGGGCCUUAAUUUGCAAUCUGCCGACACUGUCAUUAUUUACGACUCAGACUGGAAUCCGCACCAGGAUUUGCAGGCGCAAGAUCGUGCGCACCGUAUCGGACAAAAGGUGGAAGUGCGCAUUCUGCGUCUCAUCACGGAAAAGUCGGUGGAGGAAACCAUUCUGUCGCGAGCACAGUCCAAGCUGGAAAUCAAUGGCAAAGUCAUCCAGGCAGGCAAGUUUGACAACCAGGCCACCGCGGACGAGCGUGAAUUGCUUCUGCGUGCCAUGCUAGAAGCAGACAAUGAGGAGGAAGAGGAAGAAGAGCGCGCCGAGCUGAACGACGACGAAAUGAACGAAAUGCUCGCGCGUUCGGAGGGCGAGGUGCAGCGCUUCCAAGAAGUGGAUCGCGAGCGCAACGCCGAUGAAGAGGCCGAGUGGCGUGCUUUGGGAAACACUGGGCCUGUCCCAGAGCGGCUCAUCACCGAGGCGGAGCUGCCCGAUGUAUAUCGACGCGACUUUGACGCCGAGUUUUUCGACAGCACGCCAGAAGAACAGCCUCUGUCUCGUCGCCGCAAUGUGGUGCAUUACGACGACGGGCUUACCGAUGAUCAAUUUUUGCGCGCCUUGGAGGGCGAGGAAGAUUUGUCACAUGUCGUGGAGCGCAAGCGAGAGCGCGCAGAAAAGCGCCGCAUGAAGCACUCUCGAAGCGAAACAGGCACGCCCGAUCCGCUCUCUGCCCCCGAAUCCCUCGCCGAUUCUGUCGAGUUGAAACGGAAGCACGGCAUGGAAAUUGAUGCAGAAUCCGCGCUGCUUUCCAAGGACGAGCUGAACAAACGACGCAAGCUAGACAAGCACCAAGAGCGGGUGUUGGCUGGUAUUCGCGACAUGUAUCAGGCAGCAGAACGUGCCGAAGAGCAACAGACGGGUCGUUUGCGCGUAAGCCUUUUCCUCGAGAUCCCGAAACGCAGCAUGUACCCCGACUACCAUGUCUUGGUUGCACAGCCCAUUGCCAUGAGACAAAUUCGCCGCAAGUUAGAUACCAAAGCUUACCACUCCUUGGAGCAGGGCAAGCAGGACUUUGAUCUCAUGUUUAAUAAUGCGCGAACCUACAACCAAGAAGGCUCGCUCAUUUGGAAAGAUGCUGAAGAGAUGCAGCGUGUUGUGGACAGCGCCUAUGCAAACGCCAAGGAGCGUAUGGAAGAGGUCAGCGACGCAGAAGGCACCGGCCCCGUUUCCUCGGAAGCGGAUCCUAUGAACGUAUUUUUAGAAAGUGCGGAGCAGUCUACGGAUGGGGACACACUGCCGCGCGAGCAGCCCAAGGUUGGUUUGAAAAUUAAGCUUUCUAUGGCUGGCCGCCGUAAACGUAUGUAG